UGGACAGCUAUGUGCAGAGACGGGUCCUAUCCCACGUGGGAUCCUAGCAGGAAGACAGUGUUGACCGUCCUCUGACGAAGUUAGCGGUGUGUUUAUCUUAGUUUGAGACCUAUGGGGACUCGUUAACGUCGCGUUUUGACGCAGUCUCAGUUGUGUAAUAUCAACUGUAAAGAAAAAAUGAUGUCAGUCAACCGGUGUUUGUAUUUGUUUUCUCGGCUACGGCGCCAUGUUACCACUCGGACUGCUCAUAUCACCGGUAGUCGCUGUCAUGUGUCUGCUGGCAAUGGCUUGUUGCUUAAAGUACACCCGAGUGGUUCUGUUGUUAGCAGCAGAAGCUCGUCCUCAUCUCCAAAACCCCCGGACACGUCUCUUUUUAUCCCGAUCACUUUGAAGAGCGACUCGUCUGCAGAUGGGACUGUUGGAGCCGAGCUGACGCAGCCUCUGGACAAAAGUGAGCUUUUGAAAAUUGUAAACCGCUUCUACAAGAAGAAAGAAAUUCAGAAGCUGGCUGCAGAUAACGGCCUGGACGCGCGACUCUUCCACCAGGCCUUUAUCAAUUUUAGAAAAUACAUCCUGGAGGUGACAUCACUCCCUGCUGACCUGCACAUCAUCCUCAGUGACAUCAUCUGUGGAGCAGGUCACAUAGAUGACAUCUACCCAUACUUCAUGCGUCAUGCCAAGCAAAUCUUUCCAAUGCUGGAUUGUAUGGAUGACCUGAGGAAGAUCUCUGACCUCAGAGUCCCUGCUAACUGGUACCCAGAGGCUCGUGCUAUCCAGAGGAAGGUGAUCUUCCAUGCCGGUCCCACUAACAGUGGCAAAACAUACCACGCCAUCCAACGCUACCUUGCUGCAAAGUCCGGCGUCUACUGUGGUCCUCUGAAACUGCUCGCCCAUGAAAUCUUUGAGAAGAGCAAUGACUCUGGUGUGCCAUGUGACCUGGUGACUGGCGAAGAGAGGACGUUUGUGGAUGAAGAUGGUCGAGCAUCUGCUCACGUGGCCUGCACCAUUGAGAUGUGCAGCGUCACUACACCAUAUGAAGUGGCUGUGAUCGAUGAAAUUCAAAUGAUCAGAGAUCAUGCACGAGGCUGGGCCUGGACCAGAGCACUGCUAGGCCUCUGUGCAGAGGAGAUUCAUGUUUGUGGGGAACCUGCAGCCAUUGACUUCAUCAGGGAGCUUAUGUACACCACUGGAGAGGAAGUGGAGGUCCACACUUACCAGCGUCUUACACCAUUUUCCAUCCUGGACCACGCUGUGGAAUCGUUAGACAACCUGAAACCAGGGGAUUGCAUCGUGUGCUUCAGUAAAAACGACAUCUACUCCAUAAGCCGGCAGAUUGAAGCCAGAGGAUUGGAAUGUGCUGUUAUUUAUGGCAGUUUACCUCCAGGCACCAAAUUGUCCCAGGCUAAGAAGUUCAAUGACCCUGAUGAUGCAUGCAAGAUCCUGGUAGCAACAGAUGCUAUUGGAAUGGGUCUGAAUUUGAGCAUAAAACGCAUCAUCUUCAACAGUCUUGUGAAGCCAAACAUCAACGAGAAAGGGGAGAAGCAUAUGGAGACCAUCAGCACGUCACAGGCUCUGCAGAUUGCUGGUCGUGCUGGGAGGUUCUCCUCCAAAUUUAAAGAGGGAGAAGUUACCACCAUGCACAGAGAUGAUCUUCCUGUCUUGAAGGAGAUACUCAGUCACGCGGUUGAUCCCAUUGAGACUGCAGGUCUUCAUCCUACAGCAGAGCAGAUUGAGAUGUUUGCCUACCAUUUACCCGAGGCUACUCUGUCCAACCUCAUUGACAUUUUUGUCAGCCUCUCCCAAGUAGACGGUCUCUAUUUUGUCUGCAACAUCGACGAUUUUAAGUUCCUGGCGGACAUGAUUCAACACAUCCCGCUCAACCUGAGGUCACGCUACGUUUUCUGCACGGCUCCCAUCAACAAGAAGCAACCUUUUGUGUGCACAUCCUUCUUAAAGUUUGCUCGUCAGUUCAGCCGAGAUGAGCCUUUAACCUUUGAUUGGGUCUGUCGACAUGUCAACUGGCCCGUGGCCCCACCGAAAAACAUCAAAGAUCUAGUUCACUUGGAGGCCGUUCACGAUGUGUUGGAUCUUUACCUCUGGUUAAGUUACCGUUUCAUGGACAUGUUUCCUGACACCGCUUUAGUUCGAGAAAUUCAGCGGGAACUCGACAACAUCAUCCAAGAAGGAGUACGAAAUAUCACUCGACUCAUCAGAGCCACCGACCCGGCCAUCACCGGCCCACUCCAAGGAACAGUACCUGGACGUCACGACCCCAGCAGGAAUUAUAUGUCGCGAGGCAGAAGAACUCCAAGCUCACAAAGAAGCCCUGGACAGACAAUGGACAGCUCACUGACUAACCGCUUGGUGCGAGAUGGACUGCUGACAUCUGAGAUGCUGCAGCAGUUGCAGAGGGAGUGGUCCAAAGGACAAACAAAGGAGCGAUCCAAUCAGAGCGCAGUUGAUGUCAAAUAUAACAAAGACAAUCGGAGGACAAAGAGGAAAUGAACCAUCAUGGGAUCUGAAUUCAGUAGCACACUACAAGCUCCAUCCUGAUACAAAAUAGACUGCAAGGAACCAUGUAUGUAAGUGAAGUGGGACCCCAUCACCCUCCAUCACCAUUUUGGAACUACCGCCAACCAAUCAAUGAUAAAGCAUCACCAAGCUCGAGCUGUUGACUGUGUGAUUAAUAAUUGUGUCUGUUGGCUUUAAUGGAAAAAGCUAGCAGCUCAUUCACUCAGUGAUCAUAUUGCAUCUGGAACAGGUUGGAGCUCAGUAUUCACGAUUGGAGACUACUGGACUACUAUACAUCGUCAUUCAUCUUAGUACACAUACUUAGAAAUCGUGGAGCUUUCUGUGGGGAUCCUACGGCAUCAAAGUACUGUUAUUGUAUUGACAUCGAUAUAAUGCACAUAUUUUUUAGUGUUUAAAAAUCUCAAUUAAAACUUAUUUUCAUUGUCUUUUA
Doryrhamphus excisus (bluestripe pipefish) is the source of this 2962-nucleotide messenger RNA. RefSeq names its product SUV3-like helicase (gene supv3l1). Lineage: Eukaryota; Metazoa; Chordata; Actinopteri; Syngnathiformes; Syngnathidae. Gene Ontology annotation, biological process: mitochondrial RNA 3'-end processing. Gene Ontology annotation, molecular function: ATP binding; RNA helicase activity; hydrolase activity, acting on acid anhydrides. Gene Ontology annotation, cellular component: mitochondrial degradosome. The record is from RefSeq and is a predicted model, not a curated record.